Microstroma glucosiphilum is the source of this 1405-nucleotide messenger RNA. RefSeq lists its product as hypothetical. Lineage: Eukaryota; Fungi; Basidiomycota; Exobasidiomycetes; Microstromatales; Microstromataceae. Bases 196 to 1248 code for a protein of 350 amino acids. The transcript has a single exon. The record is from RefSeq and is a predicted model, not a curated record.
GUGCAACUGACAUAUACUCCCCCUCCUCCUGCUUCUUCUUCCCUCUGCCUGCCAGAUUUCCUCACUGCCAAUGCUCGGAGUACGCCAGGCUCUUACGGCGCAGGCCCAUCUCAAGGUACUCGCAACCAGACUGGAAAUGCUCCACCUACGCGAAGAAUAUUCACCGAACGCAAUGGGCAGCCAGACUGGGAGACGAUGCUGAGAGUGCACGACAGUGUCGCCCCCGGUCCACAUCGGCCUGCGCCAGCUCGGCCUCGCGGUCCAUGGGCAGCUCUGCCAGGCCAAGAUGGUGACUUCUUCGGUGGUCUAUUCAAUUUUGCCGAUGGAAGAGGCCUCGACUUGCACAAUCUCACCAACCUCCUGCGUGUUCAUCAUCAUGCUCCUGCACGGGGAGGCGCAGCUGCGCGAGGAGGCCAUCGACCACGCCAGUCCCCUCAUCUGGCAUUGCAGAUUCCCACCAAGCACGACUUCAAGAUGGUGCUGAACCACAGGGAGCGGCCAGUGAAGGUGGGAUUUUCCUUUGGGAUCAUCGAGCCGCCUCUGGACGUCGAGACGUUCGAAGAGGACCCUCGGAUCAUACGAGGCGCUCUACCCGACACAAGCCCAAUUUGCGCUGGCUGUGACUGUGCUCUAGUGUUGGGUGGAGAUGGGAAGAAGAGGAUGUGGGCUCUUCCGUGCGGUCAUGUUGUAGACGGACGAUGCUACGAGCGCUACCGCGCAGGCGUCAAUGCCAAGACCGCCAGGGAGCUGGCGCACGGUGAAGUAGAGAGGGAGAAGCGGGAGCAGCGGGAGCAGCAACACACCAGGAUCACCGAUCUACUCGCUGGCGUCAAGCGCUCCCACCCCGACGAAGCAGACAGUAGUUCUACGGAGGACGAGGACGGGUUACCACACCCAUCAGUCAGACUGGCGACAGGUCCGGAGGCACUCGAUCCUAAAGGAAAAGAUCGUGCCAUCAGUCCAUCCCUGCCCUCCUCUGCGGUAAUCGUGGGCGAAGGCAGCGCUUCUAGUACAAGCAGAGCUCUGCGCCAUCGCGCUAUGCAGCAAAGUGAGGCACUGGGGUCAGGCAAUCCACAAUUGUCUCCCAAGGCUUCAACUAAGAGUAGUCACAGCACCAAGGGUCAGGCAUCAGAGACUGCCGAAUCGGAGCGGGUAGUAGCCUUCUUCACGUGUCCGGUGGACGGUUGCUCACAGAGGAUCUCGACUAGCCCAAACAAGCCGAGCAGCGCGAUCGAGCUGUACAUCUAGAGGAAUAUGUCAGGCCUGCUGUUCCGGGCAUCUCAAGGCUCAAGCAGAGCGCUCCGUCUUGAUUCGGCAGCACCGCUCCUGCAUUGGUCUACACGGCCACCGCCCCUUGCCUCCCAUCAACCUUCGAGCCACCCUGUUCCGACCGGCAAUAUCUGGA